GGCGUGGGAGUCGUUUUGGACCGGGCAUUUCUACCAUCAUUAUGAGUUCGUACAUGACCGAGCGCAUUGAGGCGUUUCCUAUUAUGUUUUUUUUUCGAGUGGAGGGGUAGGUCUCAACUGCACAAUCAUGCUUUCGAUCCUCGUUAGUGGUCAAAACUCCACCUUCAGCCGUCGCCUUUAGCUUCAUGUCUUCAGUUUUGCAGAUUAACUGCUACUGAAUUGCCACCAGAGCGCAAUGUCAAAAGCGCAAAUUACAUUGUGAUGUCAAUUUCUGACAUUUGUCCAGUUUUGAAAUCUAGGCCUACUGAAUGAAUAAUGUAGACCUAGCCAACACUGUGCUCAAAAACUGUUAAAUUAUUAUAAGCCUUUUGCUAGAUAAUUGAUAGUCAUCAUGGGCAGUAGGCUUAUGCCUAUUUUGUCUGAAAAGCGAAAAAACAUCUAGAUUACAAAGCAGCUUUCACACAUUGCUCGGGCGUCUCUACAGUCUAACUGCUAUCAGACUAUUAAUAUUCAGAACAGCCAGUAGGCUAGGUUAAAUAUCCUUUUGAAUUAUCAUAGCCUUGAAACAAUUAGAGCAUAGCUAUCAGAAUAUUUACUGUAAACACUUUCAGUCCUGUGGCGUUUCCCAAACACAGUUCCGGCACGGCACAUGAAACGAAAGUGAAAGGAACCCUUUGGUUUCUUGUGGGUUUUGUGUAAGGGGUCCUGCUUUCAGCGGUGGUCAUGGCUUAUUAUGAGUCGUCAGACGAAACAAACCCCUGCCAAGCGACCCCCAUGUCCUUUCGCCAUCGUGGCACUGACCGGGAUGAUGAGGAAGAUGAUUGUAUACAAUUCAAUGAAGGAUACGACUCAUAUGACAAUUCGUAUUCCCAGCAGAUGGCGCCAUCAGCACACCAAAGGAUGGAACCCUGUCGGUUCUACAACAGGGGGCGAUGUCGGAACGGAGACAACUGCUCUUACUUGCAUGUGUGCAGGUUCUCCUGGAUAGGGUCCUGUCGUUAUGGCAACAGCUGCCAGCUGCGGCAUGUUGGGGACUCGGAUUCGGAUGACACAGGAAGAAGAAGUGACAUCACAGAAGGAAGACGGAAGAGGUCAGCAGGGACGAGGACAAACAGGAACUCCAGAGAAACACCAUCUUCCAGUGAUCAGCUGAAGAAUGGUCAGCUGUUUAAGUGGCAGUUAAAUGGUGGCCAAGGCUGGAUGGACAUAGCAAAUGACCUCAUCCUUGAGGCGCACUACUCCAAACCGUACACAGGGGGCAUCACACUCCACAAUACACCCUGGGGUGCCAUCUCUAUAGAUUUCCAGCUUCUGCAGGUGCGUCACAGACGGGACGUUCAGGUGCGUCGCCUGAGUUCCCCUCACACAGUGUGGAGCUGGUUCUUCAAGAGCGACGAGGGAUGGAGUCAGUACGGAGACACGGACACUCAGGGCAGAUGUUCAAAGGUUAACAGCGCCACUCUUGAGUCGGAGUAUCAGAAGAAUCAGCAGGGCUCUUACCAGUUCAAAUUCAGCUUGUACACCUACCAGAUCACAUUCAGAGACAUGCAUCAGGAAAACGUAAGCACUGGUGUUAGAAGACAAGUCCGACGCAGGCCCUGCUAUCCAGCUACUCAGAGUCCUGUGCAGGGUAAUGCCGCUCUGCCCCAAUCACAAGCUGUACUCACCCGAUCCAUGAGCGCCAUGAGCCUCCUUGGACUCUCCAGCGCCCCCAAGUGGCAGUUCAGUGGAGCUGGCAGCAGGUGGCACGACUACCAAUACAGGGUUGGAACCAACUUGGAAUGUUCCACAGACAGUGUCCUGAUUGAGGCUGAGUACCUUAAGAACCCGCAGGGCUCCAUGACCUUCACUGUGAGCGGACAGUCCUACCUGUUGGACUUUGCCAGCUUCUCAUGGAGAUGCAGCGUGGAGAUGUGCAAAUGUGGAUGUGCAAACUUUCAGCUAUGACGCAAACCAACACCAGCAUUGGGACGGUUCGCAAGGUCCGGCGAGUAUAAUACUCUCCAGGUUUCACCUCUGGCGCUAUGGAAUGACAUCCUCUGAUGCCUUAACAUCAUUGACAUGCUGCAUUGAACUGCUAGCUACUGCAACUGCCUUCUAAUGUUGCUUUACAUGUGCUAAAGAAUCAUUGCCUCUUUGACUUCCACAAGCAGGUAGCAGUUCUUUCUUCUUUCAGAAUCCCCUCAUUUUGGGCAGUACUUUGCAUAUCUGGGAUAACUUUUGUAUAUGGAUUAUUGAAUAGAAAUCAUGGAUACGUGUCUCAAGGAACAAGCUAGCUUAGUGAUCAUGCUACACAGGGCUGCCACUAACUUCUGUGAAAACUGAAAAGUGUUCUUCAUCAGACUGCCAUCCCAGACUUCAAUUUUAACAGAAAUAAUGUAUGUCUAUACUCAUUUCUGUGCCACAAUAUAAUGACCAUGAACACUAUUUGUGGGGUGAUUGGGUCUGUGGUAAUAGGCAGGUAUAAUAAAAGAAUUGAAAUGUUGGCUGAUUUACAAUGUUUACAUUAUAAACACACAUUCAUGAUUUUGUUUACAAUGUCCAAGCCAGAGAGUCACUCUGGCCUCCCGUGCUUCCCCUCUUCCCUCUCAUCAGGAAAGCUGUUUUGUUCUCAGGUCAGAAAUGAAAUGCAGUGUUUUGUAUUUUUUGUGGAAGGAUGAAUUUGUUUCUGUCAAUUACUCUUAAUAAAAUUGUAAUGACUGUGCUUUUGUUAAUGCAAACUGAUAUUAUUAAGUAAAUAAUGUGUGUGUGUGUGUGGGGGGUGGGGGGUGUGCUUUGUAUCUGAAAGUGCUUAAAGACAAGGUCUUAGGAGAGUCUAAACUAAAUUUGUCGUUGGUGUUUUCAUCAAAAUCACUCAAUCUUAUAAUAACAGAAAUACAAAUGUAUUAUUUUUAGCUAUUAAACUUACCUGGCAACCAACUCUGACAGAUGUCCUCCAAAUAGGCCCCUUUCUACGUUUUUACAGCGUUUUCUACACGACGACCAGUCAAACAUUUUGAAAGACGUUGGGUUUUGUUGUAAACAAAAAUGUGGCAAAUUAUUACAAAGAACAAAAUGUGGCAGAUUAAUAAAGUGAAACUUAAUUACA
Messenger RNA from Alosa alosa (allis shad), 3088 nucleotides. RefSeq lists its product as uncharacterized. Bases 724 to 1947 code for a protein of 407 amino acids. NCBI's taxonomy places the organism in Eukaryota, Metazoa, Chordata, Actinopteri, Clupeiformes, Clupeidae. The record is from RefSeq and is a predicted model, not a curated record. Gene Ontology annotation, molecular function: zinc ion binding. The transcript has 12 exons.